GCGCCGCGCGCCGCAGGCCGGGCCCGCGCGCCCGCCCGCCGAGUCGUUCCUGCAGAACGGGCCGUGCUUCGAGGUGGCGCCGCGCCUGGCCAAGUGCCGCGAGUGCCGCUGGUCGCCGGCGCAGCGCGACAAGGACAUGCCGAACAUCUUCUGCCGUUUCUACGCUUUCCGAAGACUGAAGUACGCCAAGAAUAGGCAACUAGCUAUAGCCGGGUUCUCGGACCCGUACAAGGACGCUGAUGAGGAGGAUAAAAAAUUAUGGCUGUCAUCAUCCGCCGGAGCUGCGGAAUUAGAUAUAGAAAUGAGUUGCUUCCUAUUGAGGGAGAUUGGAGACCAGUUCUGUGAACUGCUACAACAAGAAAAAGAGGCCGAAUCGCACCAUUUAAAUGACGAUAAGACGAUAGCAUGGAAGCGCGUGGUACAGGGGGUUCGGGAGAUGUGUGACGUGUGUGAAACGACGCUCUUCAACUUCCACUGGACCUGCGGCAAAUGCGGCUUCGUCGUCUGCUUAGAUUGCUAUAAGUCAAGGACAUCAGGCAGUGAGUCAAGUAACAAUACCAAUGAAACAAAUAAUACUACUAAUGUUAGCAGCAAUGGCGAAAGAGAUUCCUUCGGCUGGUUGACGUGCACCUCGGGCGGCGCUCACCCGGCCCGGCGGCUGCUGCUGACGCAGAUCGCGGCGGGAGGAGCGUUGGCAGCGGCGGCGGCGCGGGCACACGCGGCGCGCGCGGCCUGGUCGCUGCCCGCUUGCGCCUGUGGCCUACAUCCCGCGCCCGCGCCCGCUCAUAAGCAAGCCGCCAAGCAUCUGCUGCAUCGAGCGCUCAAUAAGAACAUCAAAAAGGAGGAUGUCAAAGAAGAAAACGCGUCUACAAACGGUUCUUCACCAGUCAAAUCAGAAAACGGGAAAACUAGUAAUAGUGUCGUCAGCUGGCUGUCGGACAUACCCUUGAAGACCGAGACAAAAGAGGAGAAAUCCGACUCUAGUUCUUCCGAUUCAGAGGAGGGCGGGAACUUCUCGACUCUCCGGGAGUUGUUGAUAAGACCGGCGCCCGAGGGCGGGGAGGCCCAGCCCAAGAAGAAGCAGAAGAAGAACAAGGGCGAUACGUUGGACGAUGUGAUAUCUAGUGUUGUGGAUGAGAAAAAAGAUGAGGAUGAGGACUCCAAGCCGUUUGCGCUGUCGAAUGUGGUGAAACGUUACGAGCGCGGCGGGCGCGGGCGCGAUGACCUGCCCGUGCGGAUCAUGACGCUCACGGAGUCCAAACUGCUGUAUCCCGACGUGCCGCACGCCUGGCUUUGCGACGGCCGCCUGCUGCACCUCACCGACCCCACGCAUGCCGGCAACUAUAAGCCCUUCCAGGACCAAUGGAAGCGCGGCCAACCCGUUCUAGUCUCAGAUGUGUCGACGAUCCUCGACAAGGACCUGUGGAGCCCCGAGAGCUUCUCGCGCGAUUUCGGCGACACGCGCGUCGACCUCGUGAACUGCGCGUCCGGGCUCGUCGUGCCCAACCAGCCCGCGCGCAAGUUCUGGGACGGCUUCGAGCUCGCCGCCAAGCGCCUGCGCGACGAGCGCGGCGCGCCCAUGGUGCUCAAGCUCAAGGACUGGCCGCCCGGCGAGGACUUCGCCGAGCUGCUGCCCACGCGCUUCGACGACCUCAUGCGCGCGCUGCCGCUCGCCGAGUACACCUCGCGCCACGGCAAGCUCAACCUGGCCGCGCGCCUGCCCGAGUGCUUCGUGCGCCCCGACCUCGGGCCCAAGAUGUACACCGCGUACGGCGGCGCCGGCGGCACCACCAACCUGCACCUCGACGUCAGCGACGCCGUCAACGUCAUGGUGCACGCCAGCGCGCCCGCCGACGCGCCCGAGCGCGCGCGCGAGGCCGCCCGCGCCGCCGAGGAGGCCGGCGUGGACGUGCUGUCGCGGCGCCGCGCGCGCGUGCGCCCGCCGGCCGCGCUGUGGCACAUCUACGCGGCGCGCGACGCCGACAAGAUCCGCGACUUCCUGGUGCGCGCCGAGCUGGAGCGCGGGGCGCGGCCGCGCGCGGCGCACGACCCGGUGCACGACCAGACGUGGUACCUGGACGCGGCGCUGCGCGAGCGCCUGUACCGCGAGUACGGCGUGGAGGGCUACGCCGUGCUGCAGUGCCCGGGCGACGCGGUCUUCGUGCCGGCCGGCGCGCCGCACCAGGUGCGCAACCUGCUGGACUGCAUCAAGGUGGCCGAGGACUUCGUGUCGCCGGAGAACGUGUCGCGCUGCUUCGAGCUGGCGCAGCAGUUCCGGCGGCUGUCGCACCAGCACUCCAACAAGGAGGACAAGCUGCAGAUCAAGAACAUCGUGUACCACGCGGUCAAGGACUCGCUGUGCUGCCUGGAGGAGGCGUUCGCCGAGGCCGCCGAGUAGGCCCGGCGCCGCCCGCGUUUGAUCUCAACCUCGACGUAACAUUAAUCGCUAAGUUCCGCAUUUAACGUAAGAUUGGGAGCGAGUGUGAUACGCGCUGUGCGCCGUUUCGUGUAUAAGAUGCCAUUUUUAAGCGUCCGAGUGGAAUGUGUACCAGUUAUGUGUGUAAAUGUACUCGAAAUGUGAUUUGUCCGACGGUCGCGAUCGGAGUUCGUGCAAUGUAAAUUAGUCUGAUUAUCGUGAUAUCGUUGAAAUGUGGAUAUGUUUUAUGUUCCUUAAUCGAAAUACAAAUAAACUCUUCUUAUUACAGCUUAAUUGUAGCUAUAGUGAUAUGUAUGUAUUGUGUAAAUUUUUAAUUCGAAUUCCAUCGAGUACAUAUUAAGAAGUGUAUACUUUUAAGUUAUUAUAUUGAAGUAAAACGUAUUCGCUCGAAGCAUUGUACAUCAAACACGGCGUGUAGAUAAGUUUCUCCUAUUAUUAGAUUUCUCAAUUUGGUUAGUAUGUUACAAAAUGAUAGAUAACGAAAUAUGUGACAAUUUCAUUUUGUCCUUAUUGCUGUAUUAGACGAAAGCAAGUUUUUUUUGUACUGUGUAUAUUAUGUAUGGUUAUAAGUUGGAAUAAAAAAAGAUGUUUAUAUUA
Ostrinia nubilalis (European corn borer) is the source of this 3034-nucleotide messenger RNA. RefSeq names its product lysine-specific demethylase 3B (gene Kdm3). Gene Ontology annotation, molecular function: chromatin DNA binding; transcription coregulator activity; histone H3K9 demethylase activity. Lineage: Eukaryota; Metazoa; Arthropoda; Insecta; Lepidoptera; Crambidae. Bases 137 to 2398 code for a protein of 753 amino acids. The transcript is spliced from 7 exons. The record is from RefSeq and is a predicted model, not a curated record. Gene Ontology annotation, biological process: regulation of transcription by RNA polymerase II. Gene Ontology annotation, cellular component: chromatin; histone deacetylase complex.